Messenger RNA from Austrofundulus limnaeus, 6357 nucleotides. RefSeq names its product bromodomain adjacent to zinc finger domain protein 2B. NCBI's taxonomy places the organism in Eukaryota, Metazoa, Chordata, Actinopteri, Cyprinodontiformes, Rivulidae. Gene Ontology annotation, cellular component: chromatin. The record is from RefSeq and is a predicted model, not a curated record. Gene Ontology annotation, molecular function: DNA binding; protein binding.
AGUGGUGGCAGUCUGUUGAGACAAAUACUAAAGGAUCAGCAGCAUUUUCCCGCCGUUUUGAGUCUUUAGCAACCAUUGAGAGCCUUUGUCCUGCUGAUUUUCAGCCACACACCUCAGGUGUGACUGGUAGGGGAACAUCUCCGCCUACUACGACCUCUGCUGUGAACACCAGUUCAUUAACAGCUAAAGAAAAGGCAAAAAAAACUAAGACUGCCUCAACUCAGAAUCAAAAGACCACCCAAGAGUUCGUGCAGUCACUUCAUAAGACUAUUCCAAAACCAAAGAAAAGUUUCGAGCCCAUGAAAAGUUCAUCAGAGAUUUCCAGCACAAGUGGCUGUUUGUCAGCAUCCUGGUCAGAAAGCACCAACGAUGUGGAGGAAACCAGCAGAGAUCCUGAUGAUAGUUGGGACGAUGACAACGAUCCGAACAGUGACGACUCUGAUCCUGAAAAACAGAGUCCACAAAGAAAAACCAGGCGGCUGACACACACUUCUGAGCGUAAAAAGAAGAGAUCUGCUGAUGGAAAUACUACUCAAGAGAGCCUUUGCUACAGUGUUCCUGUGAUUUCCUCCUUUCAGCCCCAGCCUUUGCCCCAUCAACCCACAGCACUGUGGUUCCAGAGAGCCAUGGCUGCACAGAAGGAAGGCCAGCAGCAUGUUAGCGUCAUACAGCCCACAGGACUGGUAACCAGCAGCAUUCCUUUAACGCAGUCCCAUGGGCAAGCUUGUACUUCACCCAACUCCUCAAAAAACAUGCCCACUUUAACUUCACAAAAACCUCUGACUUGUAUGUCCCUGCCAAACCAAAGUUCUUUCUAUUUGCAACCUGUAGCUUUCUGUUCCUUUAAGAACCCCUCCUCUCUGUGUUCACAAGUUAAACAACCACCUCAUGGCUCAUGCACACCUUUCUCCUGCUCCUCAACCUCUCAUGUGCAGUCACCCUCAAUAGAAUCCUCACAUGAACUCAAAUUUCCGAUGACCCCAAAAAGGCACACGCACCUUGUGAAGAACAUGGAGAGUUGUAGAAGCCUUCCACAUGACCACGUUUUACAGCCGAACAACUUUGUACUAAAGAGGGAUUCUGUGAAACCGCCUUCUCCUGUUCGACUAAAGAASCAAAGUGACACAGACCUGCUCCUGAAGUUCCGCCUGAACGAAGCGACCCACAGUGCAGUUCAAGAUGCACCGUUGGCUCUCGUCACUAAACGCCGCAGCCAGAGCUGCUUGCCAAACAGCAGGUCGCACUUUGCAUCUUCCAGAGCCUCGAGCCUCAUGCCCGUCAACUUGAGCACUGGGACCAAGAAGAUGUCAAACAGCUCCGCUUCAUCAGGACUCGCUCCUGGAUCAGGGAAGACCACCAUGGUUCUGCACAAACUGACCAGAAACAACGAGUCUGAGUGCUCCAGCAGCAAAGGCUCAGACGAGUCUUUUGAGGAUGAUGAAGAUGAAAGUGAAGAUGACGAUUCUGGCAGUAGCCUUUCAGACUCACAGAGCAGCCUUCAGAGUGACGACUCUGAGGAGCGCGUUGAGACAGAAGCAGCUUGUGGUGCAGAGAGGACUCUUCUGGAAUCACCUGAAGCGUCAGCGUCUACUUUCAAGGCUUGUCCCUGUUCUUCCAACUGUUCUCUUCUUAACCAGAAGAUUACUGAGCCUCUAGUUUUGUCUUGUGAAUGUUUAUUCAACCCAAUCAUCGACUCAGAGCCCCAGAACAAACCCGACACCCCGUCCUCAUCUGUCACGUUUAAAACACCAGGGAAAAGGACGUACGUCACUAAUGAGAAAGCUCUGCAGCUUCCUCUUACAUUUGGGUGGCAGAGAGAGACCUGGAUCAUGACUGUUGCAGGUCGACCCCAAGCUCAGGUGACUUACUUUGCGCCGUGUGGAAGGAAGUUUCGUCAGUUUCCUGAUAUAAUAAAGUACAUAGACAGAAAUGGAAUAACUGAAAUUUCACGGGAAAAUUUCAGCUUUAGCUCAAAAAUUAAAGUUGGUAACUUCUAUGAAGCCCGAGAAGGACCAGAGGGUUUACAGUGGGCCUUGCUGACCGAGGAUGAGAUUGCUUCAAGGAUCAUAACCACGGAUGGGAGACGAAGUCAAAGCAAACGGUCUGAGCACCAGUCAACUCCUAAAGGUCCUGCAGUCAGUUACCCUCAUCCCGUCGUGAAAGAUAACCUCCAAGGUGUUACCGAUGCAAAGUUGAUGCGUAAGCUGAAAGCUCAAGAAAUAGCUCYACAGGCGGCUCAGAUAAAGCUGACGAGAAAACAAGAAAAACAGGCCAUAGCGCAGGCAGCCAAAGAGGCGAAGAGGCAACAAGCUAUACUGGCGGCAGAGGAGAGGCGGGAAAAAAGGGAGGAGAUAAAGAUUUUUAAACAACAAGAAAGAAUAAAGAAAAAAGAAGCUGCUGCCAAAGCAAAAUUACUAGAAYCUGAGAAAAGAAACAAGGAGAAGGAAGUUCGUCGACUUCAAGCUGCCAUGCUGAAACAGGAGAAGGAGCGGCGCAGACAGCACAUGUUGCUCAUGAAAGCUGUGCAGGCCCAGAAAAAGGCAGAGGAGAAAGAGCGUCUGAAACAAGAAAGGAAGGAUAAGAUCCGGUUAAACAAAGAAAAGAAACUGGCGCUCAGACAAAUGGAACUGGAAAAGGCAAAGGAGCUAAGACAGCCUAAGGAAGACAUGUGUUUAACAGAUCACAAGCCCCUUCCAGAGUUGUCUUGUAUGCCUGGACUGAUCUUACCUGGAAAGACCAUUUCUGACUGCCUGAUGGUGCUYCAGUUCCUGCACAACUUUAGAAACAUUUUGAGAGUGGACAUAAAUUCAGACAUGCUCACCAUUAGCAACUUUCAAGAGGGCUUGCUUAACAUCGGGAACAGUAUGCACAUGGUGCAGGACAUGUUGGUGAGCUUGCUGUCUACAGCUGUGCAUUACCUUGGUUUACCUACAGGGGACAAGUGCAACACUGUCUUUGGAAAGUAUUGGAACAAUGUGAAGAUAAACCGGGACAACGUGUCUGAAAUUCUGCAGUUUUACAUGGAGAGCCACCCUGAGGAGACAGAGCUAGCGUCUCUGGCUGUUAGCCUCAAAACAAAAGAUUUUCAGGCUCAUAGUCCAACACUGAAGGCCGCUGUGCUGGCGUUCCUGGUAAACGAGCUCUGCUGCAGUAAAGCACUGAUCCGUGAGAUUGACUUACAAAUCGAAUAUAUGACCAACCUGAGGAAAAAUAAAUGGACUGUUGAGGGAAAGCUGCGCAAACUAAGAGAUGUCCAUGCCAGCACCACAGGAAAAAGAUACAGUCACGUGGGCAAUGAGAUCAACUCCAUGACAAGAAAUAAAUGCAACAGGAAAGAAGGGGAUAGCGAGGAGGAAGAGGAGUACGAGAAUGACAGCGAAGACCAGGGGCGUGAGAAUGACUAUGAUGAGGAGGAGGAAGAACCAGGGGGAAAGAAAAUGAAGAAAACUGCGCUCUGGGAUGAAGGUGUGACCUUCAACAGUGUGGAGGAACUGGAGAAGCAGAUCGAGGAAACCUAUCAGGUACUUAAUCGAAUCCGACAGGAUCUGUUUGAGUCGUCUCACUCGCUGCGCUCUACAGUAAUUGGAGAAGACAGAUACAAGAGGCGAUACUGGGUCCUUCCACAGUGUGGUGGCAUCUUUGUUGAAGGCCAUGACGGGGUUGAAAAGGAGGAGGAUAGGAAGAUGGCUCUACAGGGUAUCGGGGUUGAAGAGGAACAGCAGGAACAAGAGGAAAGGACGCCAGAGGUGUUCAUCCCGGAGCAGGAAUCAGACUGUGAUCAAGUCAAGCCACAGUGCCCACAAAACAAAGACAAUAUCUUCCCUCAGAAGCUUGACUCCUUAUCUAAGCUCAGUGAAAUGCUUGAAGUGUCCAAAAUGAUUCAGGAUUUGGACAUAAAUUCUCAGAACAUUCCUUCCAUUGAAGUUCCUACCUCAGAGACUUAUUCCUCUUAUCUUAUCUCACAAACGGAUAAAAUUAAUACUUUAAAAUCAUCUGAACUCGGGGCUACUCAGUUGAAAAACUGUAACGGGACCACCUACAACCCCCAGUCUAUCCAUCAUUAUAAUGGGCUGUCCAAAAUACUGACUGAAAAAUGCAGCGAGUGGUUUAGCCUCCUGCCCCGCUCUCCUUGUGACGAGUCCUCUGUGACCUUUAGCGUCACUUCUCCAGCUUCCUCCUCCAAACGCAUCUGGAUCAAACCCUCGUCAUUUGUUUUCCCUAGACCCCCAUCAUCAGCAAACCACAGCACCGCAGCUGGGGUCUUUGGUCGAUUGUCGCCUGUCCCUCAUCAAGUAAAGUCUGGCAUUCAUCAGAGCAGACAAACACCGCUCAGCUCAGCAACAAGUCCCAGCCUGCCCAUCUCUGACACUUCCCUGCCCUCGAUGCUGGAGGUGUCCCCACAGCAAGCAGAGGCUAACAACAAUACGUUAGCCGCAACGCAGGACUCCCCUCAGCCUAUCCCUGAAGAGAUGUUGCGCGGUUGGUGGAGAGUGUCAAGCAUGGAGAACCUGCAGAGUCUGCUCGAGAGCCUUCACUGUCGAGGCAUCAGAGAGCGAGUUCUGAAGAAACAGAUCCAGAAGCACAUGGAGCAUCUGAGACUCCUCUUUUCCAACAGCAAUGACGAACUUGAUGCGACAGAACCAGAACUGUGUGAGUUUAGGAGAGAGAGAAUGAAGAGCUGGUGUGUUGAACAGCAGGCCAUGAAGGUGGACGUUAAUGUGCUGCAGCAGGUUGAAAGGCUGGAGAAAAAGGUCAUCUCUGCCAACCUACAGGUCAAGGGUUGGAUGCCUCCUGAGCCCCAGUCCAACAGUGAGCAUCUAGUUUAUUAUGAGCACAAGCACAUUGCUGCUUCAGUUUUUCAAAAUAAGGGUCUAGGAGAAACCAUCCAGAGGAAGCCUUUUCUUUCUUUGACACGGCGUUCCAACAAUCCUCUUGAUAUAGCUGUCACCAGAUUUGCAGAGCUGGAGAGGAACAUCAAGCAAAGUCAUCAGGCGACUUAUGGGAUCGAACGUUUGCGUAUAUUCCUCAGUCAGGUCUGCAGCUCGGCUCAGCUGUGGCUCUGCAUUCAGUGGCUGCAGAGCACCAUCACUUGGAAACGAGCCACUUUGAAAAUGCACUGCCAGCUCUGCCAAAAGGGAGACAACACGGAGCUGCUUGUACUUUGUAGUGGCUGUGACAAAUUCUGCCACACUUACUGCCACAACCCCAAGCUCACCAAAGUACCUGACUUAGACUGGUUUUGCUCUUUUUGUGUAGCAAAGGAAGAUGCCCAGCUGUUUGGAGGGAAAAGAUGUGUGGAGGAAAAUCUAAACGGUAACCUGUCUGCGGUGGCGGGGCGCAUCAGUGAGGAGGCCGCCAGCAGCAACAAUGUGCCAAAAAGAAGUACCAAAGAGUUGAAAAAGAGGAAACCAGAUGUCGGCUCAGACACAAAGUGUGAAGGUUCUGUCUCCUGCCCUAAAAAAGCCAAAACAUCCAAGGGCAGCAGCAGUGAGCUGUCAGUGUGCCGAGCGCUGCUGGCUGAGCUGGAGGCCCAUCAAGACGCGUGGCCCUUCCUGACACCGGUCAACCACAAAGCUGUUCCCGGAUAUAAAAGAGUCGUCAAGAAGCCGAUGGACUUUUCCACCAUCAAGGAAAAGCUCAACAACAAAGUGUAUUCAAAUCAGGAGAGUUUCAUCAGUGAUGUGAACCUUGUGUUCGAGAACUGUGAAAAAUUUAACGAGGACAACUCUGAAAUCGGUCUCGCCGGCCACAGCAUGAGGGCAUUCUUUGACAAACGAUGGACGGAGCUUCAGAAAAAAUAGUGUGGACAAUGUACCUUAUAUGAACAAUUUUACAUAAGGCUGUGUUUUCACUUUUAAUAAAACUGAUGUGCAAAGUAACACAGCUCCAGGUUUAUCUGAGGCUAGAGAAGGAGGAACAUUAGCUUUUUGAAGCAGUGCUGUAGAAUCUGUUUUCUUACUUUAUAUCAUCUGUUCUGCAUCAUAGCUUUGUGUUUCUCAUGUGUUAUUGUCUUUUCUAAUAGAUUAUUCUUAGAAUUUUUUUGUUUAAAUAUUGUUAAAUGAAGUAAGAAGGUAAAUAAUUAUUUACUUGAGGGUUCUAGACUAAUAGUAAUCUGGAUUUUAUAAUGUAUAAAACUCAGCAGGUUCGCUGACAGGUGGAGGUAAUUUAUUUUUCUUAACGUCCAGUUAUUACAUGUUGAAUUUUUAUAAAGACAAAAAGAUUAAUGAUUGUAGCAUUUCAUGUUUGAACAUCUAUUUAAAACUUGACAAAUCUGUGCCUGACCCCUGGCUUCAAACAGUAUUUCUUUUUUAAUGCAGUGCGUUACAUUUUGUUCUACACAGAAAACAUUUACACAAA